GGUUUUAAAAUUGUUGUAAAAUUUUAGUUUGAAUGCAAAAAUCUCUAUCCAUGAGCUUUGUUGGGGGAAGAAAAUCUCAGACUGCAUAUAAUCAGACAUACAAAAAAAUAUUUGGGUCUAUAGAUUUGCAUGAUGGUGAUGGUUACUUCAAAUUAUAUUGCUAUUUCACAUUAAUAAAUAUCACUUCAUUCUUUUAAGUAGCUAGUUUCAUUUUCACGACAGGCUUCAUUGUGCUAUAGUGGUCAUAACUGUGAUUGUUGUUUCGUUCUAAAUUCAUCGUAGAAGAUACAACUCAAGAAAGCAACCAGCCAGCCUCCGCACUCAUAACACUUACAACUGAUAAAGGCAAAUAUCAUAUAAUUAGUCAUGACGUUUGGAUGUCAAGGUAUACGAGCGCAGGAUAUCAUAUCCUUGCCCCUUUUAAUAAUAACCAUGGUUUUGCCUACUUCAUUGGUAGGUAAUAAAGAUGGUAAAGGCGAUGAUGAUGGCAAAUGUGAGUUAAUCGGGCCAUUCUCCUUACUUACUCAAGCUGUACUUGGAUUGUUGUGUCUAUCUUGUUUAAUAAUAAAAAGAUCAUAUGAAUAUCCUGUGAGAAGAACUUGGCCGGUGUGGAUGUUUGAUGUAUCUAAGCAGUUGAUUGGUGCUUUGGGUGUUCAUAUAUUUAAUGUGUUGUUAUCAUUAAUCAAAUCUAAAAAGCUUGGUGAUAAUGAUAAUUCAAUCAAUUUCUUACCUGGAUCCGAACCUGGAAAUGGAGAUGAUGACGAUUCAAUUAAUGAUCCAUGUAAUUGGUACUUUUUAAAUAUUGUGUUUGAUUGUACUAUCGGGGUUUACGUUCUUUACCUUGUUUUCAAAUCUGUGAAUAAAGUUUGCAAACAAUAUUUUCAUAUAACUCAAAUCCAAUCUGGAGAAUACGGACCGGAUCCAAACAAACCAUCCUUUAAGGCUUAUUGGAAACAAUUGGCCAUAUAUUUCACAUCAUUAAUGAUAACGAAAUUUAUCUUAUACGGUAUUGUUGAAUGUUUUGAAACACAAUUGUUAUGGAUUAUAGAGCAUAUUAUUUUGGUGUGGUUAGAUCAAUAUCCAGAAGAAGUUGAAAUAUUCAUGGUUAUGUUUGUUGUACCUAUUGUCAUGAAUUGUUUACAGUUAGUGUUAGUUGAUAACUUUAUCCGUAAUCAAGUGUGGCUGAGAGUCAAUCAAAGAAUUCAAGAAGAAAUAGGUUCUGGGGUCACGGAUGAUCAGGAAAGUUUACUUCGACAAGAAAUUGCUGACUUUGCCAAUGAAGAGACAAGGUUGUUAAAUCCAAAAAGAAAGCAUGAACAUCGUGACUCUCAAGAUUCACAACUUGUAACUCAUAGUGAUAGUAGUAAUAGUACUAUAUAUUUUGGAGACAAUGUUAAGAGUUAUGGAUCACAAGAAUAGGCUAAUUUUGGGUAUAUAGAAUAGAUUACAUUUAUUAUUUUUAUUUAUUAUUUGA
Messenger RNA from Scheffersomyces coipomensis, 1474 nucleotides. RefSeq lists its product as uncharacterized. NCBI's taxonomy places the organism in Eukaryota, Fungi, Ascomycota, Pichiomycetes, Serinales, Debaryomycetaceae. The transcript has a single exon. The record is from RefSeq and is a predicted model, not a curated record. The coding region runs from base 367 to 1419 and encodes 350 amino acids. Gene Ontology annotation, cellular component: membrane.